AUGGAGGUGCACCCGCAGAAGUCUGCGCCGGGCUCUGCUCUCAUUCCUGACCUCGUGCUCGGUGGCGUUCAGAGGCCGCGCCACCUCUCAGGCUUCGGGUUGGAGUCUGAUGGCUUCCUGGGGUCUCCGGAACGCGCGGCUUCCUCCUCUCCGGUUACCAGUCUUACCAAGACCAUGCACGACCUCGCGGGACUCGGCAGUGAGACCCCAAAGACUCAAGUAGGAAGUCUGUCAUUCCAGAACAGGCUGGUGGACCUAUCUCUAUCCAGGCGUACCUCCAUGUCAUCCGAGUCCUCAGAAUCUUCUGAUGCAGGUCUCUGCAUGGAUUCCCCCAGCCCUAUGGACCCACAGAAGGCAGAGCAUUCGUUUGAACAGGCCAUUCAGGCAGCCAGUCGGGUCAUUCAAAAUGAGCAGUUUACCAUAAAACGCUUCCGAUCCUUGCCAGUAAGGCUGCUGGACCACAGCCCUGUGCUACAGAACAUCACCAACUCCCAAGCACUGGACAGCCGGAAGAAACAUGAAGCAGGCUACAGAGCUGCCAACAGCCUUGGGGAGGACAAAGAGAAUGAUGGAUAUGUCUUCAAGAUGCCAUGGGAGUCCACUCGUCCCAACCCUGCCCAAGCUCUGGUUGAGUGGGCCAGUCGCAGAGAGGCCUUUGCCCAGAGGCCAAGCUCAGCCCCUGACUUAAUGUGUCUUACCCCUGAACGGAAGAUGGAAGUAGAGGAGCUGAGCCCUAUGGCCCAGUCUUCCUCUUCCUUGACUCCUGUUGAAAGGGCAUCUGAAGAUGAUGAUGGAUUUGUGGACAUCCUGGAGAGUGAUUUGAAGGAUGAUGACGUGGUCCCCCCAGGCAUGGAGAACCUCUUUAGUGCCCCACUUGUCAAAAACCUGGAUAAGGAAGAGUCACAGGAUCUCAUCAUGUUCAGCAAGUGCCAGCGGCUCUACCGAUCUCCAUCCAUGCCGUGCAGUGUGAUCCGGCCCAUCCUCAAGAGGCUAGAACGGCCCCAGGACAAGGACACACCUGUCCAGAGCAAGCGCAGGAAGAGUGUGACACCCCUGGAAGAGCAACAGCCUGAAGAACCUAAGGCCCGUGUCUUCCGCUCAAAGUCCCUGUGUCAUGAGAUUGAAAGCAUCCUGGACAGUGACCACCGUGGACUGAUUGGAGAUUACUCUAAGGCUUUCCUCCUGCAGACUGUGGAUGGCAAACACCAAGACCUCAAGUACAUCUCACCAGAAACUAUGGUGGCCCUGUUGACAGGCAAGUUCAGCAACAUGGUGGAGAAAUUUGUAAUUGUGGACUGCAGAUACCCCUAUGAGUAUGAAGGUGGACAUAUCAAGAAUGCUGUGAACUUGCCUCUGGAACGGGAUGUCGAGACCUUCUUGCUGCAGCGCCCCAUCAAGCCUUGUAGCCUGGACAAGAGAAUCAUCCUUAUUUUCCACUGUGAAUUCUCAUCUGAGCGUGGGCCCCGCAUGUGCCGGUUCGUCAGGGAACGGGACCGUGCAGCUAAUGACUACCCCAGCCUAUACUACCCUGAGAUGUAUAUCCUCAAAGGCGGCUACAAGGAAUUCUUCCCACAGCAUCCGAACUUUUGUGAGCCCCAGAACUACAGACCCAUGAACCACAAGGCCUUCAGGGAUGAGCUGAGGACCUUCCGCCUCAAGACACGCAGCUGGGCUGGGGAGCGGAGCCGGAGGGAACUCUGUAGCCGGCUGCAAGACCAGUGA
This is a messenger RNA of Cricetulus griseus (Chinese hamster), 1722 nucleotides long. RefSeq names its product cell division cycle 25B (gene Cdc25b). NCBI's taxonomy places the organism in Eukaryota, Metazoa, Chordata, Mammalia, Rodentia, Cricetidae. Gene Ontology annotation, molecular function: protein tyrosine phosphatase activity. Gene Ontology annotation, cellular component: cytoplasm; nucleus. The record is from RefSeq and is marked provisional. Gene Ontology annotation, biological process: positive regulation of G2/M transition of mitotic cell cycle; positive regulation of G2/MI transition of meiotic cell cycle; G2/M transition of mitotic cell cycle.